Hymenoscyphus albidus is the source of this 1150-nucleotide messenger RNA. NCBI's taxonomy places the organism in Eukaryota, Fungi, Ascomycota, Leotiomycetes, Helotiales, Helotiaceae. The record is from the annotation of a GenBank genome assembly.
AUGAGAGACGAGAACGCACAAACUCUGGAUGGGUUCCUCUCGAAAUUGACCGAAGACGAUUUUGAGUAUUAUCAUGACCAUGGACCGGGCGAUGAUGGGAAUACGCAAAACGGUGUCACAACUCCACCCUGCAUCUUUAGGGAUGAGGCAGGCGAGCUCAUCUAUCGUCUCCCAACUUCACCACCGAUGGUAAUUACGUUGCGAGAGUUGGAGUUGACCGUCGCCCCCGGGCGCGACUAUUUCUAAAAAGGAGCGACUGGCGAGUAUCUGCUGGACAACGCCGAAGCGGUCGAAUAUCUAAUGGUGAACCUGGAGAGAGAUGUUAGGCCCUUGGAAUACGAGGUGGUUUACCAGAUUGCGCGUCAAAGACAAGUCAAGGUACUUUGAUCUUCAGAGCCCAUUAUCAACACUCCUAUAACCCAACAAUAGAGCAGAAUUAUUCUAACAACAUCAAUGUUCAGGAGCAACAAAAGAGAGACAAGUUAAUGAAGUUAUCCGCAAAACCACAUGAAGCAGGAUGCCGUUGUUUCCAAUGCCCCCCUUCUCAGCAUGUGCCAGAGUUCUUGGAUAAAGCUAUUACGGGUACUUUGAGCAUGAAAUUGAGUCCUGGUUAAUGAGUCUUACGCCGGAAAUAGAUAUUCGUUGCCGAAUCUAUGAUUACUGCUUUAUCCUUGACGAUUCCGAUCCACACCACACCAAACACCGAGAAUACAAGAGUCUCUCUAAAUCACGAUUCAAUUGUAUUGGGUUCCUUCUUUCCUGCAAGACCAUUUAUAUGGAGGCUUCUCAAGUCAUUUACAAACGAAAUAAUUUCAUCUUCUGGCCUACUACCAUAUUCAAUGUACCGAAUUCAGUCAGAAACAUAUUCCCAGCUCUCCCAUUAGAGACACAUCUCGAUAGUACGGGAAGUUGCGCGCAGGCUGCAACUGAAGUUGUAUUCUGUCAGAAUAAUGAUGGGCCGUGUACGCAGCAUCAACACGCCAUGUUCGAGGUCGAAAGCCCAACUUUGAGUUUUCUUAAGAUGAUUGGUCCAGAGCUGUCAUCCCUGAUCACCAAUAUCACCCUCAUGGUUCAUUUCCCAAUAUUCAGCUGUGGAAACGGUGAUUAUGAAGGAAUCUACAGUCUCCAAGGUAAGAUUUUGGGAUUUUAA